AUGCAUCUCAAAUUGGCCGUCGCUUCACUCUUGACCUCCGGCGCGACGCUGGGGGUCAACGCCGCCAGCAAGCCCAAGUUGUCAGCCAGUGCUCAAAGUUUGUUUGACUACUCCAUGGGGUCCCAGGACGCUAGAUGGGACCAGUUGUACGCUGCGAUCUUCUACCCCGACAAGGGACCGUGGUCCAACAGGUUUACUGCCUGGUACACGGCGGGCUUGCUGCAUCGCAACGAGGGAAACGACGUAGAAAACGCAAGGGCAGCAAUUGAGAACAUGUAA
This is a messenger RNA of Colletotrichum chrysophilum, 279 nucleotides long. RefSeq lists its product as uncharacterized. The coding region runs from base 1 to 279 and encodes 92 amino acids. The record is from RefSeq and is a predicted model, not a curated record. NCBI's taxonomy places the organism in Eukaryota, Fungi, Ascomycota, Sordariomycetes, Glomerellales, Glomerellaceae. The transcript has 2 exons.